AUGAUUCAAUCAUCUUCUCCGACUUUCAUCGAACACGUUCCGAAACGCCUUCCAAAAAAUACAACCCAAUCGGUGCCAAUUGUUCCCAUGAAAUUUGUGGUCAUUUCCGAUACACAUUUAUUGCAUGAUUUAUUGAUCAUUCCGAAUGGUGAUGUUUUGAUUCAUUGUGGAGAUUUUACCAAUUUGGGAUUGUCUGCAGAAGUGGAAAUGUUUUUUCAGUUUUUAGUGGAUAAGUGUGAUUCAAAGUUUGAACAUGUUAUUAUGAUUGUGGGUAACCAUGAAUGGGCUCCUGACGUGGUAGUUGGUACAAAAUUCAACAUUUUUUUCAGUCCAGAAAAUCAGAAAAAACUUCAUGCCAAGUACCAUCUUCUUUUGGAUGAUACAAUUACCAUCAAGGAUAAAAAUCAGAAUGCAAUCAAAAUUCAUGGCACUCGUUAUCGAGGAGCAUGGGCAUUUCCUGUGUUUUUCAAAGACAAACGGAAAAAGACAACCUUUGAAAUUCCAAGCGAUAUUGACAUUUUACUAACACAUUUUCCAUGCAAUAAGAACAAGCUGGAUAUUAUUUAUGAUGGAACUUCGAGAGGGUCUGAAGAAUUGACCAUGCUUCUUGAGUCCGAUAAUUAUUUCACAAAUUUGAAAAUUCAUUGCUUUGGCCACAAUCAUGAUGGACGAGGUUUCUAUUAUGAUACAACAAAAGAUAGACUCUACAUUAAUGCAGUUUCAGUGAUUGGAGAUAAGCGGGACAAAAUUGUUGAACAACCUUUUGUUUUUGAGUUUUGA
Molecule: messenger RNA, 780 nt
Organism: Naegleria fowleri
Lineage: Eukaryota; Heterolobosea; Eutetramitea; Acrasida; Naegleriidae
Exons: 2
Coding region: 1-780 (259 amino acids)
Molecular function (GO): hydrolase activity
Source: RefSeq, a predicted model, not a curated record